Eurytemora carolleeae is the source of this 728-nucleotide messenger RNA. RefSeq lists its product as uncharacterized. Bases 6 to 404 code for a protein of 132 amino acids. The transcript has 2 exons. Lineage: Eukaryota; Metazoa; Arthropoda; Copepoda; Calanoida; Temoridae. The record is from RefSeq and is a predicted model, not a curated record.
AUAAAAUGAAACUGUUUGCCUGUGCCAUUGCCCUCGCCCUGUUUGGCCUCAGCUCCGCUGAGUCCUACGAGGAUGGAGAUGAGAGGCUGGGAUAUGUCUCCGUGGGUAGUUCAGGCGCAACCUCCCUUACCUUUAACGCAACCUCUAUUCAGAACGCGGUCAUCCUCGGUCUUUUUAUCCUCGUCCUUGCAGCUCUCAUCCUUCCCCUGUUCGGUAUAAGUCUGGCUAGUCUUUCUGGAGAUAGCGGGGAUACUGGAUACGGAUACGGAUACGAGCAACCAGCCUAUGAUACUGGAUACGAUGCUCCCGCUCAGAACUAUCAAUCCUUCGCUAAGAGAUCUAUUGAGAUGGCUGUUCCUGUUCUGGAUGCUCUCAACAAAGCGAAGGAGCAAUAUGAAUAUUAAAUCCUGAAACCCUACUCCAGGAUAUUUAUAAACAAUCUACUCCAGAUGUUCUCCGACCCUGAGCUAACCGAACCCAACCCGAAAGCACGGCAAACAAGUACAAAUCGCAGGGAAACCAAACUACAAACUGACAAAAUACCACACGAAUACGUAAACUGAGCACUGCUCUAGGACUCAUAUAUAUAGAAGUGAUUCUUAUCCUAAAUAUUUAGGAAAACUUAUAUACUCCAGUUAGGAGGGUUAGUACGUCAGAUUGACAAAUAUAUUAAACCAUGCAUUAUAUGAUUUUCAUGUUUAUAGUUUAAUAUAAUUAUUUUUGUUUUU